Messenger RNA from Mesocestoides corti, 276 nucleotides. The record is from the annotation of a GenBank genome assembly. Lineage: Eukaryota; Metazoa; Platyhelminthes; Cestoda; Cyclophyllidea; Mesocestoididae.
AUGAUCACUCAAUCAGGAAUUGAGGAACCUGGUGAUGAGAAUACCCCAACCAUCCUACCAUUAAGGGACUCGUCCUUGACGGCCCAACCAUCGUCACUCAAUACUAACUCCCUCAUCUUGUCCAGUCUACCGUUUCAACGAUAUUGCCCACUGAAUGGGUCCGUUGCAAACCGAUUUCGACACUUCGAGCUCAAGCCAGUCGCAGCCAAGGAGGUCCGAUCAUUCAUUUACCGACCAACACUGAUGGUCACGUCACCUGUUCCCCUCAUUUUCUGA